Messenger RNA from Batrachochytrium dendrobatidis JAM81, 1932 nucleotides. RefSeq lists its product as uncharacterized. Gene Ontology annotation, molecular function: mRNA binding. The transcript is spliced from 9 exons. Lineage: Eukaryota; Fungi; Chytridiomycota; Chytridiomycetes; Rhizophydiales. The record is from RefSeq and is a predicted model, not a curated record. The coding region runs from base 57 to 1916 and encodes 619 amino acids. Gene Ontology annotation, biological process: regulation of alternative mRNA splicing, via spliceosome; nervous system development. Gene Ontology annotation, cellular component: nucleus; cytoplasm.
GUCUUUUUGAGUCGGCUAUUGAGCAAACACUGCAUAUAUUGACUUGAGUAUACAUUAUGGUUGGACCUGAGAGAUAUGGCCGUGGAGGGAAUCGAGGUGGUGGUCGUGGAAGAGACCAUGGAGGUAGUGACUACUCUCGUAGAGGUGCUCCUUAUUACCGUGGUCGAGGUGGUGGCAGAGGUGGAUCUUCGUAUGCUGGCUAUGGUCAAAACAGAAAUGAAGGCAAUGGCUACAACGAACAUUCUCGCGAUUAUCCUCCAAACAACUACAAUAAUGCUGAUUCUCUAGAUAACCAUCAAUAUGAUCAAACUGCUCAUUACCAGGAUCAUCAAGGACAGUCUUGGAGACAGCAACCUUAUCCAGAUCCAUCAUCGUAUCAACAACAGACUUUGAUGCAGAACCAGCAGCAGUAUGACAAUCAGGGUGGGCAGCAGCAUACUCAAAGUGGAUCUGAUGGUCCUGCAGAAGCCACAUGCCGUACACUAUUUGUUCGCAAUGUUUCAUUUGAUGCUACCGAGUCGGACAUUAGACGAGUAUUUGAGCCAUAUGGAGAAAUCAAGCUGGUUUUUGAUCUUAUUUCUCGUCGCGGAAUUGUAUUUGUGACAUAUUAUGAUUUGCGGGCUGCUGAAAGAGCGAGAGUUGCUCUGCAAGAAACCAUGUUUGCAGGUCGUCAGAUUGAUGUUCAUUAUUCGCUACCCAAAGCCGAGGAAAAAAAUAACGGAGAUUGUAAAGCAAAUAGUUAUCAAGGUACUGUUAAACUUCAUUUGCGUGAUAGUCGUAGCGAACUGAAUGGUCACGACGCUCAAGAGCUAUUAGCACGUUUUGGUGAUAUUAAGAAAGUGCGGGAGGAUGCUGAUGGUGAUCCACUUGUCGAGUUUUGGGAUAUGCGUAGUGCAGAUAGUGCACUGGAUUAUAUUGAAGCGAAUCCAUCUUUUAAAGGCGGACGCCUUAGUGCCAAAAUUGUUUGGGACACUACCAAUAUUGACGAGAGUUCAUUGAAGCCUAUUCAGCAUGCUGAUCCUAGACGUCAAAAUCUGUCGCACGGAUACGAUCGUGACCUUGAGCAUCACGGUCGUGGUGGAUCUAGUCACCGAGGUGGUCGUGGCGGUAGCUAUCAUUAUGAAGAUCGUGGUAGAUCUGACGAUUUUGGACGUGGUCCGCGUUAUAGUGGUGGAUAUAAUGGUGGCCAAGGCUACGAUCGAGGAGACGUACAAGCUCCACGACCAGCUGGAGGUUCACUGCUCGAUUCGCUUGUGGGAAAUACUAAUGUGCAGGGACAAGGCGGAUCUGGAUAUGGCCAGUCUUUGUCUACAGCUAGAACUACUCCCUCUCAAACACCUUUGACUCAGUUGCUUCAACCACGUGUAACUACACCUGGGCCUGCUUCACAAAAUGCCAGUGCACCAAUGGCCGGUGGAUCUCAGGAUGCAAUGAGUUUACUGCGGUUACUUGGCCAGGUACAACAGCAGCAGGCGCAAUCUAGACAACAGCCGCCACAGCAAGUGAUACCUCAGCAACAAGGCCCACAAUCACAGUCUGCCGCCCCAGGUAUACAACUUGGCACUCCUGGUGCAACCAGCCAGCUGGCUCAUCUACUUGCACUAAUUGGACAGGCUACACCUGGCGCAACGCCAACUGCUAUUGGACAGCCAUUGCAAACACCUGGAGCACAUUCCGUGAUUGGAGCUCAGACGCUGCCAGUGUCAAAUCAGCAGGCAAAUUAUGGUUAUCCAAACCCAUCGCAACAUCAGCAGAAUCGGCCACCGCAUGGUCAGCAACACGCACAAAAUUCUAGGCCACAUACAUCAUCUAGUUUGCAAAUGCAACCUCACCAUGGAGUACAAUCGCAACAACAAGAUCAGCAACAGCAACUCCAGUCACUUGCUGCAAUGCUCCUUCAACAAACUAAGAAAUAAAUGUGAUGGAUUUACU